GUGUGUGUGUGUGUGUGUGUGUGUGUGUGAGAGAGAGAGAGAGAGCGAGCGAGCGAGCGCGAGCAGCGCAUUAACGAGACUCUGUAGUUGGAUCGCCCAGGAUGUGGGGCGCAGGGUCUCAUUCUGCUCGGAACCCUGUUGAUGGAAAUACAUUUUGGGGGAACGAUCUGUCAGAAAGUCGGUCGUUGUUAUUCGCUGAAUGCGGACGUUAGAGGUGAUUAUGGCUUGAUUAGUGUUUAAAACGUUGCAAUUCAUUCGCCCCCGCUUUUCGGGCUCCAUGAAGCGGAUUUCUCUUUUCAUUCCGCCUGGAUAGAGCAAAGCAUUGAAACAUAGUCAAGAUGGCAGCUGUACUUAGAGAUUAUGUUACGAGUGCAUUGGCUUGCUCGGGGUCUCUGCAGUGUUACUUUUGAAUUGUGGCAGCUGAUGUCAAUGAAAACGUUAUUCGUGUGCAAUUCGCUCUCAGGCGCUCGCUGGGAUUCUCGCUGCACCCUUGUGCUACUGCAUAGAGCGCUUUUAACGUGGAAUUGUGCAGAAUGAAAAGCAGAUCGCUCCAUCUCUCAGCAGGACACGUGGAGAUUAGUUAGAGGGUUGUGGGGAAGGUUUUUAUAUCCACUGGUGCAACAAAACUAACAUACAAGCUAAUGCACUGAAGUGCAACUUCUGCUUUGGUGAUCCGUCCGGAGUUUGAAAAUGAGCACGUCGUGCACCAGUUUUGGUUUCCUCCAAGAGCCAAACGCGAAGUUAGAAGCGUCCUGCGCGGAAAUACUCGCUUAGAAAUCCGUCCAUUGAUGGAAUGCGGGACCGCGGCGGAACUGUGUCAAAGAACAUAAGCGAACAAAGAGUUCACCGAAGGAAACAUGGCACAGGCUAGUGGCGAGGAGAACCAACCUCCCACAGGAGACGUUGAUAUAGACCCGGACUUCGAGCCUCAGAAAAGGCCAAGGUCCUGCACAUGGCCUUUGCCUCGACCGGAGAGCAGCACUGGGAAGCCCGAGCCGACUGAAGACAUUAUUCCCGAGGAGGAGGACGACGAGAGCGGUGCUGAUGGCCGUGUGGACUCCACCAACAAACACACAGGAGCGCAAAUAGGCUACACACGAGACAACCAAAACCAGUGUGAUCCUCCUGGUCCAGCAUUAAAUACAACUGGUAAUGACAAAGACAGUGAUGGUUCUCGUUCUCCCAGCACCUCCCAGCCGCUGGCCUCUGCAGCGCCUGACUCGGGCAUUACUACUCUUACACUCCAGCAGCCCAGGAAAUCAUCUGCACGCAGAAAUGCAUGGGGAAAUUACUCCUAUGCUGAUUUAAUCACCCAGGCCAUCGAGAGCUCCCCAGAGAAAAGGCUGACUUUGGCCCAGAUCUAUGACUGGAUGGUCAGAUCUGUGCCAUACUUCAAGGACAAAGGUGACAGCAACAGCUCUGCGGGCUGGAAGAACUCUAUACGACACAACCUGUCUCUCCACAGUCGGUUUGUCAGAGUGCAAAAUGAAGGAACAGGCAAGAGUUCAUGGUGGAUGGUCAAUCCAGAUGGUGGGAAAGGUGGCAAAGUACCUCGAAGACGUGCUGUUUCCAUGGACAACAGCAACAAGCUAAUAAAGAGUGCUCGUGGUCGUGCUGCAAAAAAGAAAGCUGCUCUCCAGGCUGCUCAGGAUGGAAGCUCAGAGAGCACCUCCAGUCUGUCCAAAUGGACUGGCAGUCCCACCUCCCGCAGCAGUGAUGAGCUAGAUGCCUGGACAGACUUCCGUUCCCGCACUAAUUCCAAUGCCAGCACCAUAAGUGGCCGACUGUCUCCUAUCUUGGCCAACUUGGAAGUGGAUGAGCUUGCUGAUGAUGACUCUCCUCUCUCUCCCAUGUUGUACUCAAGUCCCAGUAGCAUGUCUCCUUCCACUGGCUUGACUGAGCUGCCGCGCCUUGCUGACCUUGCAGGUACUAUGAAUCUCAAUGAUGGCCUCUCGGACAACCUGAUGGAUGACUUGCUUGAUAACAUCAGUUUAACAGUGUCACAGUCUCCAGGCCAAGAUGAUAACAGUGCCAGUGAACAAGGAAGCCCCGUGUUUACCUUCAGCUGCUCUGGCAGCAGUCUUGGGGUUCCUAACUCCAUGUUUAGCCCAUUGUCUGUCACCAGCCUGCGCCAGUCCCCCAUGCAAACCAUUCAGGAGAACUCGCAGGCCACCUUUACUUGUGGUUCCCACUUUGGGAAGCAGAGUUUACAGGAUAUGCUGAGCUCUGAGCCUCAUAACCACAGUGAUGUCCUACUGACCCAGUCCGACCCACUGAUGUCUCAAACCAGUGCCUCCAUUUCCUCUCAGAACUCCCGUCGCAGUGGACAAGCUGGACCCGGGGGGCAAAUGGGAGUCAAGAAGGUCUCAUUGUCUGGAUGGCGUGUGAACGGGGUCUUGGGGUCCACAAGUGAGUCAGACUACCAAAUCCUAAUCAAACCGAAUCAACAGUCUCCAUCCAGGAGCACAUCUAUGCAGCUAAGCUCAUCUGAUUCCUUAUUGUCAGGUUUGAAUGGUAUCAUGCCCUGUGUACAGUCAUCAGCUCAGGAUCGAUUCUCCACUGAUCUUGAUCUUGAGGAUUUCAGCGGUAACCUUGAUUGUGACAUGGACACCAUAAUGCGGAAUGAUCUGAUGGAUGCAGAUGACCUGGAGUUCAGCUUUGAUUCUCAUCUCUUUUUCCAUCAAAAUGCGAAUCUAAAUUCAGGGAGUAUGUCAAAUACCAAACAAACCUCAUCCCAAAGCUGGGUACCAAGCUGAUCAUUUCAGCACAUGGAAUGUAGUGAUGGGGCAGAAUAAAGCUUUAUAAAGUGUCCCAACCUUUUAAUUACUGUCCUACCUACAGGACAUGUAAAAUAAUCUAAAGGUCAGAUGUUUGACUUGCCUUUGAUGAAUUAAUGGUUUGGGCAACACAUGUUGUGCAUUGAGAUAAACAUAGGCUUGUAUAGGAUGAAUUUCAUGAAACUGAUAUGAAGUUUGAUGGUCUACAACGACUGAAUAAAAAAAAAAAAGAUAAACUGGAAAGGUUUUUGAUGUUUUUUAGGUAAUACAAAUGAAGUCCCUUAAUACCUUACUCAUACAACUAGGAUUAGACACGUAUUUUACUGUUACGUUUAAAUUAUGUGUAACCGUAGUUUAGAAGGUGAUUUUCAUAUUGCUGGUACUCGCAUCGAAAGAAACAUCUGAAUUCUGCCAAACUAGUAAUCAUUUAAUAGACCAUUAGUUGGCCUGUUUACACCAUAGACUGGAGAAGGGUACUUUUUUGUUUUCAGAGUUGACAUGGGAAUGUCUUAUGCAGCCUUUAUAUUAUUCUUGUACAUCAGAAAAAGGGAAGAAAAUGAAUUGUAUGAUGUAUUCAUUACUCAUUUCACGGAACAAUGAAAUAAGACCAGCUAAUGAGCUAUUAAAGGUGUUUAAAAUCUUUUCCUUCUCUGCUGAAAUGCAUUAAUGUUUUUUUUAAACUGUCAAGGGGUGCAUUUUAUUAAGUACUUGAUCUUACCAACUGUUCUAUCACCACCUUCCAGACUUCACCUUCCAGACUAAAAUCUUACAGUAGUUUCCUGCGAUGUGUAAACUACAAUGUUUAGCAUAUUUAUUCUAGAAGUAAGAGACUUCACAGAUGGAUACAGACUAUUAGAACAUGAAUUGCCACUACAUUUUGUGUAUAGUUGGAAAACCACCAUUUAUAAGCUUUUAGGAUUACAACGGCACACUUUUAGCAUUUGUACAUAUCGGCACACUCCCUGGUGCUCAGAAGAGCAUUGUUUUUGCUCUUAUGGCAAUAUGCAGCAAGGAUCUUGACUUUGCAUGUGGGAAACAGACCCGUUUUAGUAUUAUACCUGCAUUUAAUGGAAGAUAGUUUGCUUACAUGGGACUGUAUCAUCUAGUUUGUUAAACAUUAAAGCAAAUUAGCUAACAGUGAGAAUAAUUACUGUUUUGUAUGUUUAUAAGUAGUGCCAUUCCGAGACCCCUGUCACUUGGCAAACCUGCAAGUCUAGCUUUAUCAUGGUUGAAUUCAAUUUUUGUACUCACACCUGCUCAAGCACCAAUGUGCAAUAUGUUUUGAAUAAUGUUGAGUUAGGGUGGUCUUCAUUGUUUACAUAAAUCCAUUGUGCUAAUAAAACCAAGAGUAUUGUACAUUGCUGUCCUGAUAAUGGGAUAUUUAUUUUAAAAAAAAUGUGGAAAAUGUAUCCUGAUUUCAUGGUAUUAUUAAGGCAUUAAUAGGAAAUGUGGUGGAAUGCAAAUAAGAAAAGUGAACAGUUUUAUGUUUCACGUGCUCUAUAUACCAUAACUAGCUAUAAUAAAUCUAUUUACCAACAAGAGAGUUGAGUGUUUGCUAGAAUAGCAGUGAGCAUUGGACAAUUUAGGUAGUAGAAUGGGAUGGGCAAGUGCAUGUAAAUAAAGCUUUCCGCAGUAUAA
This is a messenger RNA of Silurus meridionalis, 4415 nucleotides long. RefSeq names its product forkhead box O3A (gene foxo3a). NCBI's taxonomy places the organism in Eukaryota, Metazoa, Chordata, Actinopteri, Siluriformes, Siluridae. Gene Ontology annotation, cellular component: nucleus; mitochondrial matrix. The record is from RefSeq and is a predicted model, not a curated record. Bases 858 to 2756 code for a protein of 632 amino acids. Gene Ontology annotation, molecular function: DNA-binding transcription factor activity, RNA polymerase II-specific; RNA polymerase II cis-regulatory region sequence-specific DNA binding. Gene Ontology annotation, biological process: regulation of transcription by RNA polymerase II. The transcript is spliced from 2 exons.